This is a messenger RNA of Hevea brasiliensis (rubber tree), 3982 nucleotides long. RefSeq names its product protein TWIN LOV 1. Lineage: Eukaryota; Viridiplantae; Streptophyta; Magnoliopsida; Malpighiales; Euphorbiaceae. Gene Ontology annotation, cellular component: nucleus. The record is from RefSeq and is a predicted model, not a curated record. The transcript has 7 exons. Bases 396 to 1469 code for a protein of 357 amino acids.
GUAAGCCAUUAUAACUUAACAAUUGCCAUGCCUACUUGCAAUCAAGUUCUUGAUUAGCAGCCUCUCAUUCAUUGUGACACAGAGAAAAGAAAGAAAGAAGAUAAAUUUGUGCAAUACAAAGCUCAAACAAGGAUUGAUGUGUAUCUCUGAGUCAUCCAUGUUCAUUCACCAAGAUAUUUUUCCAUUUCUUCUCAACUCUACGCCUCACUCUCACACAGGCUAUGUAGCUUGAAAACGAUUCUCUCUUUAUCUUUAUACGAUUCUUUGAUUCAAUCUAGAAUUCACUUCAUCUAUCUUUAUUCUUUUCUUGUUCGCUAUUUGCAUUAGCUGUGCCACAUGGGAUUGGGGCUGAUUUGCAAAGCAAGGAUACACAAUUUCAAAGGGGACCAAUCCAAAUGGAUUCAUACUUGGCUUUGAUUGAACAAUCGUUUAAUACUAGUUACUCUAUCUGGGCACGGGAAGCUCUCGAUGAAUUGCCUGAAUGUUUUACCAUCACCGAUCCUUGCAUCUCCGGCCACCCGAUUAUCUUCGCCAGCAGUGCCUUUUUGAAGAUGUCUGGCUAUUCUAAGGACGAGGUUAUCGGCCGAAAUGGAAGGAUUUUUCAGGGUCCUGAGACUAACCGGAGGUCCGUCAUGGAAAUCCGUGAGGCGAUUCGGGAGGAGAGGGCGCUGCAGAUCAGUUUGUUGAAUUAUCGCAAAGACGGCACGCCGUUUUGGAUGCUGUUUCACAUAAGCCCUGUUUUUGCUAAGGAGGAUGGGAGGGUCAUUCACUUUGUAGCGGUUCAGGUGCCCAUUUUGAGUAGGCAGCGGCUAAACGGGUUGAGUUUGAGUGAGGAAGGGUCAGGAUUUAAGGAGAUUGUGUUUGGUUCGUGUAGGAGAGAGGUUUGCUCGAUGGAUAUGUGUCGGGUUUCGGCAUUGGAUUCAGAUAGUAGAGGAUUAAAUACCGAGGAACCAUGCGAAGCUAGUGAGGCAGAGAAGCGAAGAGCAGCAUCUGCCAUUAACAAUAUUUUGUCUGUACUAACUCAAUAUAGCGAGUCAACUGGCAAAUUGGUGUGUGGAAAAAGAUGCAGCUCACCUGGAGCAACCCUUAUCAGUUCAUCUUUAAAUAUAUCUCUUGGUAGAAUCAAACAAAGCUUUGUAUUGACGGAUCCGCACUUGCCAGAUAUGCCUAUAGUUUAUGCAAGUGAUGCCUUCUUGAAAUUGACAGGUUAUGCUAGGGAUGAAGUCUUGGGGCGCAAUUGUAGAUUUUUAAGUGGAGUUGAAACAGAUUCCUCAGUUCUUGAGAAGAUAAGAGAAAGCAUUCAAGCUGAACAAGCAUGCACAGUACGUAUCUUAAAUUACAGGAAGAAUAAGAGUACAUUUUGGAACCUUCUUCACAUAUCACCUGUUCGUAAUGCUACAGGCAAGAAUGGUCAAGCCAGUGCUUCCUGCUGCCAAAAAGGGUCUCGUGCCACCCUUAGAAAUUUAUGAUUGAUUAUCAACCCCAUGCUUUACCCAGCAUCAAUCAAUGAUUCUAACCUCAUUCUCUAACUCUGUUCACCAUCCAAUCAUCAUAGUCAAAACAAGCACAAAAUGCAGUAUUUGGACAAACAAUGGACCACUCUUUUCUGGAAAAACAUGUGCCAAACUUGCAGAGUUGGGGGUGAAUCAGGUUAUCAAGAAUCCUGGGAUUUGUUUCAAUGCCAAUGGAGAAGCUCUGAUAUCAGCAGUGAAAAGAGAGAGAACAGUGGACUGCAGCUGCCAAAUGUAUCUGUGUCCAUCAAACUCUUUUGCUUAUUUGUUGUAUGGAUCAAACUAUUUUACAUAAAAGGGCAGACAUUCAUAUUUACCCGGCAAGCAAAAGAAGCCAAAGUCUUCAAUAUUAUAUGGUGAUUUUAGGGCAUCUUUGAGAGAAAGCUUGGGAGACACAGAUAGAGGGGAUUGACAGGGAGGGGGUGAGAGAAGGAAAAUGGAGGGGAAAAAAUCUUAUAACAGAGACAGGUUGGUUAAUUAUAAAAUUUGUUGUGGUUUACUCAGACCAAAUAUAGUUCUUCUGUUUGUUGGGGGGAUGAAAAUAUAAAUGGUAGUCUUAAAUCCCCCAUCAAGAUCGAAUAAUUUGAGAUGUAUUUACUUUUCUGGACUAUAUUAUCUUAUUUGACUGGGGGGAUGUUAUGUCAAUUGUGCUGAUUUAGGAAAAGAAGAAUUCACCGGGUUCUUUUGCUUACCUUUUGUUUCAGUUACUUGGCUUGGAACAUGGUUGCUGUUCAGCAGCUCAGCUAUAUCAGACAACCUCAACCAAAAACCAUUUUAACGUCUUUCUUGGUUACUUUACUUCUUCCUUCUUCUCUCUCCCUGUCUCUCUCUCUCUCUCUCUCUCUCUCUCUGUCUCUCUCUAUAUGUCAUGUGUGUAUGCCUCUAAUAAUCACCAUAUCAAAUACAAUUCCUCACAGUCACACUAUACAUGUGGUUCAGGCUAACCCUCUCAAACUGUUGGCCAUGGAUAAUGAUUGUUGAUUAUAUCUCAUUUUUGUAGAACUUCAAGAGAUAAAUACAGUUGUUGUUGUACCCAUUUUAUCAAUUUAUGGUGGUCCAAUCUUAAACAUUGUGAAAAGGUGAAAGAUGCCAUCCACAAUGAUAAGUAGAAGUAGAGAAAACCAUUGCUUUUUAUGCUUCUAGGGUUGAAGCACAGGAAAUCUAUACACAUAUACACAUGUAUAUCCCUCAGUUGUCAUUGUCAUUUUCUUGGGCUGGUUAUUUGCUGUGGCAGGUAGCCCAAGGUCUAUGAAACAUAUUAAUACCCCAUCAAUAUUUGGCUGUUUAUUCGUUGGAAAUUCCAUGGUCCCCUAUUUUUCUGCUUGUUUAAGUUUUUCUGAGGAGUUUCAGAAUCGUAAUGCCAUUAUCUUGCUGUGUCAAUAAACUAUAAUACAACUUGUGGAAGAAAUAUAUCAUUGAAGAGAGCUAUAAUUCUGGUUGCUGUUGAAGAAAUUUAUCAUUGAAGUGACAGGCUUACCCAUUUAGUAAUGACCUCACUUGUCAACAAAGUGUAGGUACAGCAGAUGCCAAGAGGGUUGGGAAUCUUUAGUAUUAAGGUUGUAGGUGUUCUAUUCUAGGUGUAAAAUUGAUGGGAGACUGCCAGUUAAAGAUUUAAUACUGCCUAAUUUAGGAAGAAAUUGGGAAAUCAAUUAUAUUGCUUUCUUAUUUGGGUCAGGGUUUCUCAUAAGCAUUUUGAUUAACUCUUUGGUGUUAUUAUUUUCAUUGAAUUGAUGAUAUAAUUGAAUUACCAACAAAUUGGUCUUCUUGCCUUUGUGUUCUGAUGAGGAUGAUUCUAAGCUAAAAAUACCAAAUGGCUGUGGAUAUGAGAACAUGAACAUAUUGGUUUCCACUUUCCAGUAAGUUGGAUGUCAGCAGCUGAGAAUGAUACAUUGUCAAAAUGGGAAGGAGUUCUUUUAUAUAUUUUGACAAUGUGGGCGAUUUAUUGCUUUUUACUAUUGAUCAUGAACUGCUGGUGUUAGUUACACAAGCACCUUGGCAUGUAGUUCAUUCAAUCUUCAUUCUUGCUUUGCCCAGUUGUUUUAUUUUGGUUUAAAUAUCUUCCAAUAGUUUGGAUUCUAAUUUUAAGGAAAUAAGACCAAACAUGUGAUUUCUUUAUGCAAUUCUUGUCUUUCUUACUGGGUGUCUGACUGUUCAGAUAGCAUACUAUGUGGGUGUCCAAAUAGAAGAAGGGUUUCAGAGCCAGGAAAGUCAUGGAUUGAACCCUGAGAUGAGGCAGCUUAGUUGCGUAGGUGCGGUGAGGGUAGCUGUAAGAAGUACAUCAAUUGGUGCCGGCUCCUCUAAAUCAUAGGAUAUAACUUCAACAUUCUUUGCUGCUGGUUACUGGUUUUGAAAGAGGAUUAAUACUCACCCUGAAAUUCAUCAUAUUAUCUUGUAAAGGCUAGAAAUGGGGACCCUGAUGGAUUCUUGUGAUAUUCAAAUUGUCAAUAUAUAAAAAUAUGAUUGAGGAUUCA